This is a messenger RNA of Pyricularia oryzae 70-15, 1314 nucleotides long. RefSeq lists its product as uncharacterized. The transcript is spliced from 2 exons. The record is from RefSeq and is a predicted model, not a curated record. Gene Ontology annotation, molecular function: DNA-binding transcription factor activity. NCBI's taxonomy places the organism in Eukaryota, Fungi, Ascomycota, Sordariomycetes, Magnaporthales, Pyriculariaceae. The coding region runs from base 1 to 1314 and encodes 437 amino acids. Gene Ontology annotation, biological process: regulation of DNA-templated transcription.
AUGGGCUCACCUAUCAUAUCCCCAGACCCUGCACCCCUACCGGUUCAAGCCCUUACCAUUUUCGAACUGAUGGGACCAUCGGUGCCAGGACCUAUAACUUCUCUCUUGCCCAGCUCGGAGAGCGGCCGCAAGAGUACUCACAUGGAGUCAAACAGCAACCGAAGCUUUCUCGGAACCGCGCCGGACAGCGGGUAUGGCUCCGUGGCCCAUGCACAUCCUCUCGAUUAUCACAACUACCAGGCUGAUACCAAUAAGUAUGGAAUGGGGCUUGAUGCCAUGGACCAAGGCGAUCAGUCGUCACUGCUGAAUGGCUCGUACCAUACACAGCAAGACUACGCUGGGGUGAAUAGCAGCGCUAGUGCUAUGGAUCCCGACGAUGCAAUGAAUUACUUGCAAGGCGGGAACGUAUGGGGAAGUUAUGAUGGACAUCCCUUCGGCUUUGGAUCAAGCUUUAUGCCAUAUCAAAUGCCCAGCCACAGUCCUUGGACCUCGACAGACAUGUCGUCCCUUGCCUUGCAUCAACCGCCUCAAGCUUGGCAGACGGCAAUGAUGACCCCACCGGCGGAAUCUUACGACUUGGGCCACUCAUAUCAGCCAAAGACCCCAAUGGGCCCUUUCAAACAUUCAGCAGAGAUCCAAACAGAUACGUCGGGCUAUGUUUUCCCACAACAUGAUGGACAACGCGAUAUGUUUAUCCCAGAUACACAUUUGAAUGCGGUCAAGCUCGAAGUCAACGCACUACACUCUUGCCCGGGGUCAUCACCAGCUACGCCGGCCAGCUAUGUCGCCACUCCAAACUCAUCGCGAAUGUCUUCGUUGCCAUACAGAUUCAGUGAGGACCGUCCACAGGAUGAAGUUGUGGUCCCGGAAUCAUCAGUGGGGGAUGAAGCUUGUGCGUCGACCACAAGUUACCCUGAUCUGCCGGGCUCGUCUCCCACAUCGGCUGGAUCCAACGUCACCCCAAAUCUUGACGCCGCAAAGCCGGACAAGGGGCAAGAAAUCAGCCACGUGGAACCGAAGUCCACCACGGGUAGUACGACAAACACAACUGUCAAAGAACGGCGUGUACGGGCCCCUAGGCCUCCGGGCAGUAACCGAGCCGCAGCCAAGAAAUGCCGCGAGAAGACCAAAAAUAACGAAAAGGAACUGGAGUUUCGAGAACGGAAUAUGGGAACACUUAACAUGCUGCUCAAGAGGGAGCUGGAACAAGUGGUUCGAGAGGCUGUCGAAUGGCGAACGAGACUCCUUGCUCAUGCCCACUGCGACAAUCCCAGCAUCAACAACUGGAUCAAUGCCAGGGCUGUGGAGAUGUAA